ACCAACGUGUCCUAGCCUUCUACUCCGCCUAGUCGUCGCUACACCGCACAGCGACGCACAGCCGUCGGCCACAGCGACCGCUGCGUCUCCGACCCCCCGCGCGCCCUAUGCCGGAGAAGCCUCCGCCGCCCCGGCGCCGCCCGACGGCGGCGGCGGCGGGGAGCUGGGUCCGGUCCCUCCAUUGCAAGUCCAUGGCGGCCGACGACGUGGCCGCCAGGGUCGCGGCGGCGGCGCCCAAGAGGCUCCACCCGCUCCUCCCGCGCGCCGGGUGCGGGAGCUCCGGGGACGCGCUCAGCCACGUUGCCUCGUCGAAGCACGCCGGCGGGGCGAGGCCGAAGCCGGGGUCGGGGUCGUCGAAGCCGAGUGCCGAGCCGGGCAAGAAGACGAAGACGAAGCCGGCCUCUGUCGUGCCGCCGUCGCCGCCCCCGGGCCCCCUCGGCCCCGUCCCGGCGCUGACCGAGCUCCCCGCGGGGCACUCGUCGCGGCAGGUGGUGGAGAUCAUCUUCCUCUCCUCGUGGUCGUCUCCGCUUCCGUUUUCGGUUCCGCAGCCGCCGCCGAAUCAGCCAGGCCCGGGAGCGCCCACCACCAGCGGCGGCGGCGCGUUCCCGGGCGUGGUGGAGAUGCUGUUCCGCGUGCACAACCCGGCGCGCGCCGUGGCGCGCUUCGAGGACUACCGCGCCGCGGUGCGCGCCCGGGCCGGCGGGGCCGCCCGCAGCGCCGCCGACGGCAACGAGAUGAUGCGCUUCUCCCCGGCGCCGCCGUACGGGUCCUCGCCCGCCGCCGCGACCGGCGGCGGGGACGCCCCGCGCAUCCGGACCUUCGACGGCAGCGGCGGCGCGCACGCCAGCCGGCGCGGCGGGCCCGCGGCCGGGCGGCGAGCCAUGUUCCUGUGCAGGGUCAUCGCGGGCCGCGUGGCGGAGCCCGGGGCGGGCCCCGCGCCGAGGGAGCACUACGACUCCGCCCGGGUCGGCGGCAAGGGCGGAGAGCUGGUGGUGUUCGACCGCCGCGCCGUGCUCCCGUGCUUCCUCAUCAUCUACAGGCUGUAAAAAAAAGACAAAAACCAUCAAUGUCCAUUAACCCUUUCUGCUAAUUUUCCCCCCGUCACCUGUGGGUUAGUCGAUCAAUCAACUGCAUAGGUCUGGUAAUCUCA
Messenger RNA from Panicum virgatum (switchgrass), 1150 nucleotides. RefSeq names its product translation initiation factor IF-2-like. The record is from RefSeq and is a predicted model, not a curated record. The coding region runs from base 108 to 1046 and encodes 312 amino acids. The transcript has a single exon. Lineage: Eukaryota; Viridiplantae; Streptophyta; Magnoliopsida; Poales; Poaceae.